AUGGAACACGACAAAAUCUCAACCCCGGUAGCCAGCCUGCCGGCUGCUGCUAUCGAACCAUCAUCUCCCAAUGUCAGUUCUGUGACGCCAGUACCAGAGACAACUGCGGCCGGAUCCACGAACCCUUCGCCAGCAGAUGGCUCGGUGCCGACAGCACCCGCUGAAGCACAACUUCCACAAUACGAAGAACACAAUAGAGAAGUGAUGCCAGCACCAGCACCAGCGGUUACAUCCACCACUACAACUUCUGUCCCGGCAGAAAAAACCCCAUGGGAACCCUCCACACAGGCUCCAGCUGCCCAGCCCGGACAAGGUCUAGUCGUCAACAGACCUGCCGAACUCAACCAGCUCAACGAAGAGCCACGCUUGAUCCACUGUCCCUUCUGCCAGCGCGAGGCGAUGACAAGAGUGACCAAGGAAAGCACCGCGUCCACAGGAAUGGCCGCACUUUGCUGCUGUCUCUUCGGCGGCCUUUGCUGUGCCUUCAUCCCAUACUGCAUGGAAAUGUGCCACGACUGCCACCAUUUCUGUACAAACUGUGGGCAGCAGGUAGCCCUUCGGCCACACGAUGGCCAAACGCAGAUAUUUUUGCCCCAGUCUGCCGUGGUCAUGGCGCCCGGGCGCAUUCAGCCACCGCAGGCGGCUGUAAUGAGUCACGGCAAUAGCGGCAAGAACUGA
Messenger RNA from Penicillium cinerascens, 678 nucleotides. RefSeq names its product LITAF-like zinc ribbon domain-containing protein. Gene Ontology annotation, molecular function: zinc ion binding. Bases 1 to 678 code for a protein of 225 amino acids. The transcript is spliced from 3 exons. Lineage: Eukaryota; Fungi; Ascomycota; Eurotiomycetes; Eurotiales; Aspergillaceae. The record is from RefSeq and is a predicted model, not a curated record.